AUGUUGAAUUCUAGUUACCGUAUUCCAUACUCGAUUUGGUGCUUGGCGGUCUUUUUAUUCACAUCAAGUGGCUUUUCCUCAAUUGGGAAAUUUGAAGAAAGCCUGGAAAGCCUCAAUAUAACAGACCAAGAGGAGGUCCAGCUCUUCGUCAAAGAAUGGCCUUUCCUUCUUGGAAACUUGGGCUUCACCGCCGCCAGCAAGACCGUUGGAUCGACUGUUUUGGACAACCGCUGGGCUGUUCAGGGGCUGCACAGUGCUGCGGUACGGCGGAAGACCUUUGGUGCUGCCUGGAUACAAGAACUGCGCAAUGUUGCGGAGGAAGAAGUCCUGGCUGUUGCCCUACAGACAAGAAGUGUUGCGGUGGAUCAGAAGCCGGAGGCGAAGGGGCUUGUUGUGACAAAGACCAAGGUUGCGACGAAGACACUGGUACAUGCACUGAUCCGAUACGCCACGACCACCGUGGAGUCGGUGUCGACGAAAGAGACUACCAUAUACGUUACAGUUACCAGAGACGCAACCGAUGACACGACGUCUGGGGAGGAGACAAAAGGUCUUGCUCACAGAGUGAAGCGUACUCUACCAUCGAGCCCAGUUGCCACACAAAGAGAUAGGUCUCAUGGCCGCCUACCCGUCUCAAAGACACAACAGCCGAUCAACAUUCGUCCAGUUGAAAGCUUGAAUGCUCUUGCAGAAGGGUUAGCACGUCGUGGUGUUCCGAUACAAAGACGAGCGACACCGACAACAACGAUUGAACAGACAGAAGAGGCCACAACAACAAUCACCGAAACGGAAACCGAGACUGAGUGGACCACCGAAUACACAACUUCGGUCACGACUGAGAGUCAUACCGUGACCGUGAUAGCCUACAAAGGGAGCAAGACCACAAUCACACUCGACAAAGCUGAAGGGACAGGAGACUCCGUCACCGAAGGCCCUGGAUCAGGCUCUGGGGGCCCAUCUAAAGGCACUAUCAUCGGUGCAGCUGUUGGUGGCGCCGUGGCUGUGAUACUGAUAGCCGUACUUGCUUUUGUCUUGCGGAAGCGAAGAAGGCCGGCUACAAAUGAGGCUAGAACAGUCAGCCAGGUGUAUGCAGUGACUGGUCACGAUGAUCCUAGCCACAAGCCACCCCCUAUCCUGUCCACCGUUUCCUCCCCAGCCGAACAAGGCAGUGGAUCACGCAACACCUGGGCGUCUUCACCCCAACAGGAUACCAUGACUGGCUUUUCGCCACCACCCGAGUAUCGGACUCCUCCGCCGGGAGAAUUGGGACGCACGCAGUGGGCGCAUGAAAUGCCGUCUUCACCACAGCAAGGACCGCCACAGGAGCUGUAUAAUCGUGAAUAUAUGGGCGACUUGGGGCUACCUGAGAUGAGAGGUCAACAGAGGGGUUAA
Molecule: messenger RNA, 1392 nt
Organism: Fusarium coffeatum
Lineage: Eukaryota; Fungi; Ascomycota; Sordariomycetes; Hypocreales; Nectriaceae
Exons: 3
Coding region: 1-1392 (463 amino acids)
Source: RefSeq, a predicted model, not a curated record